Molecule: messenger RNA, 384 nt
Organism: Cryptomeria japonica (Japanese cedar)
Lineage: Eukaryota; Viridiplantae; Streptophyta; Pinopsida; Cupressales; Cupressaceae
Exons: 1
Coding region: 1-384 (127 amino acids)
Source: RefSeq, a predicted model, not a curated record
AUGGAGCAACAUGUGACUCAUGUUCGGGAGCAUUUAGUGGCAGCACGGGAUAGAUGGAAGAAGUACGCAGAUGCUCAUCGUGCAGAUUCACAAUUUUGUAUAGGAGAUAAGGUGUUCUUGAGCAUACAUCCACGUAAGAGUCUUAUCCGUUAUGGAAAAGGCUCUAAACUGGCGCCACAUUUGGUUGUUUUGUUUGAGGUUUUGGAAAGGAUUGAUCCCGUAGCUUACCAUUUAGCAUUACCUCUCAGCUUGUCUCACACCCAAAAUGUAUUUCAUGUAUCAGUUUUGAGGCCUUAUUUUCCAGAUGUGACACAUGUAUUGGAUUGGAAUUCUUUGCAAGUAGAGGACGAGCAACUUUCUUUGGAGCCCAUGCACAUUCUAUAG